AUGAUCCGCGAUGCCACCCCCGAGACGAUCCGGGAUGGAUCCGCCAGCCUCGGGAUGAUCCAGGAUGCCACCCCCGGGAUGCCCCGGGAUGGAUCCGGCACCCCCGGGAUGAUCCGGGAUGUCACCGACACCCUCGAGAUGAUCCGGGAUGUCACCGACACCCCCGGGAUGCCCCGGGAUGGAUCCGGCACCCCCGGGAUGAUCCGGGAUGUCACCGACACCCUCGGGAUGCCCCGGGAUGGAUCCGGCACCCCCGGGACGCCCCGGGACGGCGGCGGGACGGCGCUGCAGGAGUACGAGCUGCUGAGCUUUGCUGAGCCCGGACCCUCCACAUCCCGCAGCGUCCACCUCCAUUUCCGCUUCUCCCCGGAGGUGUCCCGGAGCACCGAGGUCCAGCAGGCCACGCUGUACCUGUUCUGGCCAUCCCCCGGGACCCACCGUGUCACCAUCCGCCUCCUCCAGCCGGACCCAGCCGCUCCCAACCUGACCGUGACCGGCGAGACCCGGCUGCAGGUGCGGAGACGCGGCUGGACCGCGUUGGAUAUCGGAGCAGCCGUGCAGAACCUCUUCACGCAGGACACCCCGCGGCUCACCGUGCACCUGGAGCUGCCGGAGGGCUGGGGAUCCCCUCUGCCAUCCCGCCACGGCGAUUCCCACCGGCCCUUCGUGGUGGCCAAAGCCCGUUCCAGGGCUGCCCACCGCGUCCGGCGGCGCGGCGUCGACUGCGGCGCGGAGCCGCGGAUGUGCUGCCGCCGCGAGUUCUUCGUGGAUUUCAAGGAGAUCGGCUGGGAGGAUUGGAUCAUCCAGCCCGAGGGGUACCACAUGAAUUACUGCUCGGGGCUGUGCCCGCUGCACAUGGCCGGCGUCCCCGGCCUGGCCGCCUCCUUCCACACGGCCGUGCUGAACCGCGUCAAGGCGGCGAGCGCGGCGGCGGCCGUGGAUUCCUGCUGCGUGCCCACGCGGCGCCGCCCGCUCUCGCUGCUCUACUACGACCGCGACGGAAACAUCGUCAAGACCGACAUCCCCGACAUGAUCGUGGAUGCUUGUGGCUGCACCUGAGCGGGGAUGG
Melospiza melodia melodia is the source of this 1069-nucleotide messenger RNA. Its product is annotated as inhibin beta C chain-like. The transcript is spliced from 3 exons. Gene Ontology annotation, cellular component: extracellular region. Lineage: Eukaryota; Metazoa; Chordata; Aves; Passeriformes; Passerellidae. The record is from RefSeq and is a predicted model, not a curated record. Bases 1 to 1059 code for a protein of 352 amino acids. Gene Ontology annotation, molecular function: growth factor activity; cytokine activity.